Capsicum annuum is the source of this 1567-nucleotide messenger RNA. Its product is annotated as AT-hook motif nuclear-localized protein 15. Gene Ontology annotation, cellular component: nucleus. Bases 496 to 1380 code for a protein of 294 amino acids. The transcript has a single exon. Lineage: Eukaryota; Viridiplantae; Streptophyta; Magnoliopsida; Solanales; Solanaceae. The record is from RefSeq and is a predicted model, not a curated record. Gene Ontology annotation, molecular function: DNA-binding transcription factor activity; minor groove of adenine-thymine-rich DNA binding.
CUGAAUAUAUUAAGGUUAGUACUAGUACACACAAGAGAAUCCUUUGCCUCAAGUAUCUUUCUCUGUUCACACUUCACACAAAACAAAACUCAACCAAAAAUAAAUAUUCACACUUAUGCUUACAACAAGAUCUAGGGUUCAAAUUUCCUAUAAAAUGCAAAAAGGUACUCCUGGUACAUGGAGUUUUCUGAAUAUGAAGUGAAACUCCAUAGAGUAUAAGAAUCGAAGUGACAAAUGAAAAUAAGUGCAAGGGUCUGUUAAAUCAUUUCGUCCUUUGGCUCUGAGGAAUUCUUGUUGGUGUUGUUACUCUCAAGUAUUUAGUACCCCAAUGUAAAUGAAGAUAGCAGCUGGUUGGUGCUUCCAAGAAGAAUACUUUUUUGGCUCGCUCCAAACACAUUUUUUAUUAUAAAAAAUAGAGAGAAAAAGAGAAGUUUCUUGUAAAUUCUUCUUCCUUGGUUAGUAAGAAAUUUAGGUGAAGAAGAAAAAAGGUAAUCUAUGGCUAACCGAUGGUGGGCUGGAAAUAUAGCAAUGAAUCCAAUGGAAGAAGAAAAUAAAAUCGAAUCAAACAGACUCGGCAUGAGAAGAGAGCAAGAGUUCAUGAAUACAACCACCACGACGAAUAGUAGUGGGAGCAACAACAAUCAAAAUCCAAAUGAAUUGCUUCUUGAAGGUGAUCAUGAAGGAGGUGGACCGUCCAGCUCGUCAGGAGCUGGACGGCGUAGACCCCGAGGAAGACCACAGGGUUCAAAGAACAAACCCAAACCACCAAUAGUGGUAACUAAAGAAACACCAAAUACCCUUAGAAGCCACGUGUUGGAAAUUAAAUCAGGAAGUGAUAUAGUAGAAAGCAUCGCCACGUUCGCGAACAGGCGCGGACGUGGUGUGUCAGUAUUGAGUGGGAGUGGCAUAGUAAGCAACGUGACUUUACGCCAGCCGGCUGCAGCCGGAGGCGUGAUCCCGUUGCACGGUAGGUUCGAGAUUUUAUCUCUAUCCGGCGCGAUUCUACCCUCGCCGGAUAGUCCAGUAGGGGCUACUGGACUAACUGUGUACUUGGCUGGAAGCCAAGGACAAGUUGUUGGAGGAAAUGUUGUAGGGGAAUUGAUGGCAUCAGGGCCAGUUAUGGUUAUUGCUGCAACUUUCACAAAUGCAACAUUUGAAAGGUUACCAUUUGAAGAUGAGGAUGAGAAAGAGGAGGAUAAUGCAAAUGAAAGGAUGCAAAUGCAAUUACAUACAACUUCAGGGGUUGGAAAUGAAAAUUCUGGUAGUUUGCAAGCUGAUGAUUCAAUGUACAAUUUACCCACUAAUGAUUUGCCUAAUGAACAAAUGACCCAUGAAGUUUUUUGGGCUCCUCCUCCUUCAAGGCAUCCUCCAUAUAACUAGUUAGUUACUUUUUUAGUUAGUAAAUUUUAUUAGUAGAUUAUAAAAUGUUGUUAACUUUUUAUGAUCCUAUUUGUAUUUCUUGUGAAUCUUUUCAUUUUAAUUAGGUUUUAGGUUAUGUUUGUAUCUUUUGUAUCCCUAGAAGUUUAUCAAUUUGGUUUGUUCUCUAAGCUAAACUCUUUUGUAGAAA